GCGCGGCUCUGCGGCCUGUGCGCGUCCGCCGCCCGCAGCCGUCAGCCCGCCGCCGAUCCCCGCCGCCCUUUGUCUGCGCGGCUCCUCUGAGGCGCGGGCGGAGGCGGGGAGCGGGUGCGGCCCCCGCCCGGCGGCCUCCCCCAUGGUGGGCUUCGGGGCCAACCGGAGGGGCGGCCGCCUGCCCUCCUUCCUGCUGGCCGCGCUGCUGCUCGUCAUCGCCGUCCUCGCCUUCAACUGCUGGAACGCGGCGUCCCGCCAGGCCGUGCUGCGGGAGGAGCUGGCCGAGCUGCAGAGCCAGGCCAAGCGCACCGAGGUGGCCCGGGGGCGGCUGGAGAAGCGCAACUCCGACCUGCUGGGCCGGGUGGAUUCGCACCGUAAGCAGCUGGAGCAGAAGGAGGCGGAUUACAGCCAGCUGAGCAGCCGGCUGCAGGCCAGGGACGGGCAGGUGAAGCGCUGCGAGGACAGCAGGGUGAAGCUGCAGAACAACAUAUCCUAUCAGAUGGCAGACAUACAUCGUUUGAAGGAACAACUGGCAGAAUUACGUCAGGAAUUCAUCCGCCAGGAAGAUCAGCUUCAUGAGUACAAGAAGAACAACACUUACCUUACGAGGAGGCUGGAGUACGACAGUCUGCAGUGUGGGCAGCAGAUCAAGGAAAUGAGAAUGCAACAUGAAGAAAGCAUAAAGAAAUUAAUGGACCAGAUUGUUCAGGAACAAAAGGCAACACAGAGAAUUCAGUCCAUUAAAGAUGCUGAGAUAAAUCCCAAUGGUGAUGACCAGGCAAUGUCUAAGACUGUUCCAGAGAUGGAAGUUAAAAAUGCAGAAAAUAAUGAGCUGCCUUCAGAUCGUGGUGUAAAUGGCAAAGAGAAAGUCAAACCAGGAGGAGAUGCAGGCAUGCCUGAAAUAGAAGACAAUGACCCUGCUAAAGCUGAAGAUACUCCCACUGCUAUAAAGAAGCCACUUAUGUCAGCUCCCAGAAGCGAUAAUCAUCAGUCUGUUUUAAACCCUCCAACUGAGCAGCCCCACGCUCCAAAUCUGGCACCAGGUUUGCAUGGUGACAAUGGUGGAAAUGCUGAUACUGUGAAAGAGAUACCUCCAAAUUCUCUCCAGCACUUAAAUUUUGGAGAAAAUAUGGAAAGUCAGAAUGAAAACAAAAUUGAAGCAGACCAUAUAGAUCUUCAAAAAAGCAGAGCUGUCGAAUUGCAAAAGAUGAAGCAAAGUAACGCUGUAUGCUGUGCUGUGUGCUCCUCCAUGUGCUGUGGGGUACAACUGGCAAGGCAUACCUUGACCAGCUGUUUCCAAAAACUCAUUCCAGCUGUUUAGCAUUUGGGUGACAAAGGCAAGUUUGAAGGAAAAUCAAACGUAUUGCUAAAACAUUUCUUCUCUGUUUUUACCUAAGUAAGGUGUGGAUUUUUAAUUACAUACUUAUUAUAAACUCAACUUUGAAUUUAUUUUUCACUCAGUGGUGAAGUAGCUUUCCCUUAGGAUUUGGUUUCUGGGAUCAGAAUCUAUACUUAGAGAUGGCAAAGCAUUAUGUUUGAACUAACAAUCCUCUUCUGAGUCUGAGAAGCAGUAAGGAAGGUUUCUGAAGCCUACCAAUAAACACUGUUAGUUCUGUGGGCUGGGUAAGCAGCAGUGGUUUUGUUGAAUCAGGAUGAUGAACUGGUUUAAGUGAUCGAUGAAAAGCCUUCUGGAAGCACAGAUCACCCUUGGAAUCAUGAAGCUAUGAAGGCAUUUUUUUGAGGGUUGGUGCAGGAAGUUUGCUUUGUUAAAGUUGUGGCAGUUUCUUUCCAUGGUUCAGACUUGUCUGGCACUUCUCUUACAUGGAGAAUUGGCAGGGAAAUUCUUAGCUUCUAGCAAUCGUUGAAUAGUCCUCGAAUAACAUUAAAAGUAAGUUGAAAAUAAUGUUUACAGAAAUAAAUGGAGUAUUUUUGGGGUGCUAUUGUGAAACAGAGGUUCAAUUGUAAUAGGGCCUGUGAGCUUGUAGUCAGAUCUGUGAGCUGAUAGAUGUUGGAGUAUAAUGGCACACAGGUGUACAGCUGUGUGCUUUUCUUCUCCCCCACCCCCAUGUAGCUCCCACGAGGUCAGAUGCUGCAGCCCAUCCAAGAGAUUUGGGAAGCUGUCUGGAGAUGUUUCUGAGCCUUUAACAGCUUUGAGAAAUGAAAGAAGAUAUGUCUAAAAAGUGAAAGGAAGGAGGAUUUGAGGAGUUCCAGCAGCCUAGCUUUGAUAUCCAGAAUGAAAAAUGAACAAAUUCUCAUCAGUCUGAAUAAAAUGAAGUGCUUAGCGCGGAUUUUUCAAGAACAAAUUAUGUCAGUGAUAAACGUGUACUCAGAGGAGCAAAAGCAAGAUGGGACUUAGUUGGAUACAAACUAAUGGAGACCUAAUUAGGAAUAAAUUGCUAAUUUAUGGGUACGUGACUUUAAGAAAAGAGUAUACCAGACACAGGUAGCAGUCUAAAAAAACCAAACAACCUCCUGUAAGGUUUACAGAGGUGUCUUUUCUUGGCACUGUUGCUGCGUGGUGCUGGCUGAUAACAGGAUGUAAGAGAUGUGCUUUCAGCAACGUGGAAGUUUGUAAAACAUGAAAUUAGUUUGCAGUUAAGAAUGGAAAGUCAAGUACACAGGAUAGAGUAACAAACAGAAAACAAGCAGUUCAGUAGAAAACGAUACACUCAACAGUCACUAAAAAUGUUUCCUACUAGAGUGUGUUAACAAGAAUGUCAGGUGGGAGACAAAGAUGGAGUUAUGUUCUCUGCUUUGUCUAGUGCUUGUGAGGCCAUCCUGUGGCUUUAAAUGAAUAAAAUGAAUAAAAAUGAAUAAAAAAGAAUAAAGUUUAGAAAGGUGAAGGCAGAAGGAAUUGGGUGGGGAUUAAAAUAGGAGGGGAAAAGAUCUGCAAAGAGCAGGGUGGAAUGGAUGGGGAACAGGCACCUGUUGUGCUACUGGAAACAGAUGAUAAUGAGCACAGGCUUCACUUACUUUAAUACCACUUGUGGCUCUUUCUGGUGAAAUGAGGCUAUUCAAAUAAUACUGUAAGUUACAUUAAUUCAGUAAAUAGUGUAACUCGAAAUCAACGUGCAGUUUGCUCAGUUCUUCCACUUCACGUAUCCUGAGAUGUCCAAGACUGUUUAAUUUAUCAAAUGAGCUUCUUGCAGAACCUGCGUUGUGUGAGCAGCUACAGCAGAACUGACACAGCCUCAUGUUUUAGUUCUUCACUUUUUAAAAUGGAUUGGCUCUCUGCCCUGUGAAUGGAGUAAGUGCAUGGGGGGCAGGAGCAGUGAUGGAAAUGGCUCCACUGAAGGCUGUGGGUACCUGAGAGUCAGUAAGCACUGAUCAGCCUUUGCACUUCAUCUUUUCUCUCCCUUCCAUGUGAUACCUUGCAUCAUAAUGAUGCAGCAAGGGAGAGGAUUUCUUUCUAGAUCUAGAAACCUGCAUUAGUUAUUUCUAUGAGAUUUGUUUCCUGAUUGAUCAGCAGUGGCCAUUUUGAAAGGUCCACUGGUGCUGGAGCUGCUCUCCUCUAAGCCAGGACGACUAAUUCAGCAUGCAUCUCUCACUGCAGAUGAUUGCCUGGCUGGGCUUUGAUGUCUGCCCAUCUUGUCUCAUCCCAUGAGCUGAUGCACACAAGCAACCUCUUGUUGGUUGGGCUGCCAUAUCUGCCCAGCUUCAGAAUUGUGAAGCUUCUUCCAAAAUAUGCUUUCUUUUUCCAUUUUAUUAGCACAGAUUUAAAAAGGAUUUAAAAAUUAACUUUGGUACUGGGGGUACCAACAUUGCAGUGGUAUGGUUUGAGAAGAGGCUGAUGGAAGUGCUGCAGGCACACUGUGCUCAUGCCUGGUGCCUGGGGGUGGGAAGUGGGAGUGCAGCAGAGCUGCUGCUGUGUGAAGCUGUCCUGUAAGUGCCUUAGUGUGAGCAUCAGACAGCUGCUCCAAGGGCUGCAUGAGGGUUCAGGUUAGCGAUACCCAACUAUUAUCUGAACUUCUUUUGUCAAACACUCCCUACGGCCUUUAGCAUCCACUGCAUCCUUAUGGGACGUCCCAUUGCUGUCACUUGCCUCUCCUGUUUUGUGCUCUCUCAAACAGCCCUUGCAAUGCCUGCGUUACAGAUACCAGCUCACGUCUGCAGUGAGCUGAGCAACAGCCCACGACACCACCACGUGCUGCUGGGACAGAUUCCAGGCAGUACUGCUGCUCAUGUCUGGUUCAGGAGGCAGCUGGUGCCUUGCUGGCUCUCGUUCUGCUGGCCCAGCUCUCGGUGCCCCAGGAGCGUGUGUGAAUGCCUUGUGUCAGAGCUGAUGCCCUCCUGGGCAGGGAGUCACCUGCUGCCUCCAUCCCUCACACCUGGCUCUGCACACACAGUCAGUGGGGUGCUGGGUUCCCUGAGGCCUUCCUGAUGUUUUAACUUUUCCUUCCGUCAGCUUACUCUUGUCGUAGCAUUUCUGCACAUCUGCAGCCCUGUUUUUUUUUCUGUAAGUUAAUCACAUUCAGUUUUUCUCAUACCUAACUUUAUAUUUAAUGUGCAAAUUGUACAGUUAUUUGUAGAAGGCAGCGUCCAAAAAUAAAGUCAACGUUCACAAGGAUUACUGAAUUACAGAGGUGAAUAGAGAGUGACCAACAAAUCAAACCUCUGAUGUACAAACAGAUCAUAGACACCAGUUUCUGUACAUGUGAGGGGCACUGCUGUCAUCCUUCUGCUUUUCAAGCACUGUUACUGUUUCUGCUCUGAAUUUUAUAUACUGCCACAUACCAGUUUUCACUGUUUUAAGAGAAAAAUUCAUUUUCUCAUCUGUCCAUUGUGACCCAAACACUUUUUUAAUCCUAAUGUUGAAAUCAUAUCUUCAGUUUUACUUCUGUGUUUGUUUCCAACAUGGAUCACUUAACAUCUGCCUUGGCAGGCCUUUUUCUUGGUUUGUUUCCAGUCUGAAAUGAUUGCACUGCACUUUGAUCCCAUUCUCCUUUUAUACACAGUCUCCAGACCUGUGCUCUUGGUUAGUGUUGCUUUCUUUAAGCCAUGGACAAGAAGACUGAAUUCUGUGGUCUUGACUAUUUCUCCUUUUCCCUCAUUACAUACCAGGUCUGAACUUGACGUUGCACCAUGAAUCUUUCACUGUGUGCUCGUUUGUAGUCGUUUUAUAGUUGCAGCUAAUUAUUUUUGUUUUUUGUUUGUUGUUGAAACAGUUGUUUGUGUGGAACAGUUCUUAAUUCUUUGCUGUGAGACAAAAGACUGCAGUUGGAACAUUUUGGAAACGUAAAGCUCAGCAGAAAACCUGAAUGUUACCCAGAUCAAUUAGGUGGUUUGAAAAAAAUCGGUGUAGAGUGUGAGGCAGAUCUUUGUGAGAUUGGUACCCUUGGCAGCGUGGUAUCCAUGCUGUAAGCUUCACUUCCAUGUACAAAGUCAGCAAUGUUUUGCUCCAUUUUUUUGGUUUAGGAAAAUGUCUGGGUACAAAAAUUUUCACUCUGUGCUCUUCAGCACUUUACAAAAGGAGAGCAGUGGAGCUUUUUGUUUGGAUGCUUCCCCCUGCUCUUUUCUACAAAGCAAAGCCCACAGCAGGCAGAUCUCAAACCCCAGUUCAGAGCCAUCAAGGACAUCCUGUCUCCAUGGAGGUGUUCCUAAGCAGCACUGUUGUCCCUCCUGCCCAUGCACUCUCCCUUCUACUCCCUUCUUCCUCCAGUCAAAGCUGCUACAGAAACCUGAAUAUCCUAACCUGCGGGCUGCUUUCAUUUAGAAUCUUCUUGUUUCUUUCCUCUCUGCUUCUGACUUAAUCCUUUGCCUACU
This is a messenger RNA of Phasianus colchicus (ring-necked pheasant), 5763 nucleotides long. RefSeq names its product golgi membrane protein 2 (gene GOLM2). NCBI's taxonomy places the organism in Eukaryota, Metazoa, Chordata, Aves, Galliformes, Phasianidae. The record is from RefSeq and is a predicted model, not a curated record.